AUGAAAUAUUUUCUUCUACUUUCUCUAGUUUUUGUCGUCAAUUGUCUUCCACCGCCAGAAGGAUUGAAAAGAGCAAAACAAGUGGGAAAUGAUGGAAAUGGAGAUGUUGCCGGGGUAGAACCACCACCGAAUCUACAAUUGAGAUCCAGGAUGAUGGCUGCAAUGAACUCUCAUCAUACCCAACCAAUUGCCGCGACGAAAGCCAACAUAUUCAAUCAACCGCUUAUCUUGACCAAGAACAAGAAAGUUGCAAAACCAGCAGCCAAAGCAAUCAUCACUCAAUCAAUCACUGCAUCAACUGAAGAUCCACUCAAGAAUGUCGGAGAAGUUACUCGUCCACCAACGACUUCUUUGUCUCCAGAAGAUAUCAGAAAGAAGUUCUCAAGUGUUGGAGAUGAAAAAGUGAAUCUGAAGGUUCGUCCAGUUCUCAAGACAAACUUUGUGGAUGCCAAUGGAAAUGUUGUCCGAGAUGUAGUAUCUGUUCCGAUUCGUGUGUCAGACGGUCACAUAAAUUCCAUUCCAAAGAACUCUAAAAACGCGACAUCCAGCUCGGCCGUCGUUGAAACUGAGAAGAAUGUGAACGUCUCAUUCCGAUCUUCCCUACCUUUGUGGCUUUUCUAA
Messenger RNA from Caenorhabditis remanei, 621 nucleotides. RefSeq lists its product as uncharacterized. The transcript is spliced from 4 exons. The record is from RefSeq and is a predicted model, not a curated record. NCBI's taxonomy places the organism in Eukaryota, Metazoa, Nematoda, Chromadorea, Rhabditida, Rhabditidae. The coding region runs from base 1 to 621 and encodes 206 amino acids.